UCCGUAGCCUGUUGCUGCCAAACCAUCUGACAGUUUAAAUUUAUAUUCUGCCCUAUUACUGUACUCGAAUCCCCAAGCUUUAAAGUCAGUCUUUUUUUUUUAAGUCAUUACAGUGACUAGAGCUCACUCUUAAACCACGAUGCGCAGUGUGGAGACGCGCUCAGCAACGUUUCUCUGUGGUGGUGCACACCUUCUUUGCAGCCUGUAAUUGUUAACUUUUUUUUUGUGAGGGACAUCACUUCACGUUGUUGCAUCAUGGGAAGCUGCAGCAGCAGUUGACGCUAAAGUGUGAGUUUGUUCAUGAGUUGCUGAAGCUCCUGAAGAAAGUUGUUCGCGGAGCUCUUUUGCGUCGGGUCUCGUCACCUGAUUUUGCGCACCACUCCCAGCCGGUGCAGAACCUUUCCGCAGGGGCCAGGAUGGGCACCUUGCUGUGGACACUCGGAACUCCGCCUGCUUGGAAAGCUACGAUUGUCUUCUUCAAUAUAAUAUCAGCUGUUGUGGCCAAAAGGCACACCGUGUUUUGGAACUCUACAAACACAAGGUUAACAGCAGGUGAUCUGUCUGUCCAGCUGAAUUUCAACGAUUACCUGGACAUCCACUGCCCCCACUACCCCAACGAGGAGGCCGUGGGUCACGGGCAGCCGGAGACCCUUGCCCUCUACCUGGUGGGAGAAGAGUCGUUCCAAGGCUGUGUAGAGACCAGGGGGGCCAUCAAGAGGUGGGAGUGUAACACCCCUUUUGCUCCAUAUGGACCAGUGCGCUUCUCAGAAAAGAUCCAAAGGUUCACGCCCUUCUCACUGGGGUUUGAGUUUCUGCCAGGGAGACACUACUACUACAGCUCUCUACCCACAGAUGAAGGCCCUCCUCUGCCAUGUAUGAAGUUGCGCGUCACAGUGUGCUGUGCGCCCACAUCAGAAGGUUCAAAACAAAAACAAGAAACGGUACCUCUAAGUAGUGGAUCCUCACUCAGGACAGCGUCACCGCCGCUCCUCCUCAUCGUGCUCCUGUUGACUACCUGAACUGUCCGUCCUCAUCGCUGACCUCCCACCAGUUCUCCGUGGGAAUGUGGCGUACAAGUACGCCUCUGCACUACUUGUGAAUUACACAAUGCCAUAUUUGCUAAGCUAUUGCAAAAUGACACUUAUUGCCUCGUGGCUGUUUACGUGUGAAAAUCUAGAAAGAAUCGGACAUCUUCUCCAAAACGGGGCCACGGUGAGACAGGAACUGACACUAUGAAUCACAAUGAUUCAUUUCUGAUUAUUUUGUUUUCCUACCUGUUGUGUAAGUAAUACCACUUAAUAUCAAUUCUACAGCUAAGCCUGACUGUAAGACUCAUAUCCCAGUCUGAUUUCAGAGGAAUAAUGAGUCAGUCUGGACCCGUACCAAGUUUUUCUUUGUUUCUUGUUUUGUUUCUCAUUUUCAACCUGGUGAAAAGUGGCCAAAUAAACACAUACUACUGUACUUAGCGGCUCAGGUUAGAGGUCACUAGUUAGCUGGUGACUUCUUUACUUUGUUCUGACAUGCUGUACUUUGCUAUGCGCAAAUACCUGAAUGAUCCUUCAUUGCCUCGUUUCUGACGUGAUCGAGACACAUGUGUUCUACUUUUUUAACUAAUUAGAUUUCGAAACAAAAGGCAUUUUCGGAGGAACUGGGGAAUAUUCUCGAAGAGGGAGGCUGGGCUCCUGCGCCCCCUGCUGGGAUUAAACUGGUUGUACUGGAGUUGAACUGGGUUUACCGUAAACCCAGAAACUGGACACUAGAAUCUGGUGCUGUAUGUUAAUAAUGGGACCUGGGACAGCGUUUGUCCUCUCUGAUUUGCCACUCCACUGUUCUGCAUCUGCACCCUUAAUAAGCAGAACGGAGAGGUUUAUGGGUAGCUGGACAGCAUCAGCUCAUCUCACUCCACUGAACACACUGUGGAACUGAUUGGUUGAUUCUCCUGUUGGUCCAGCAGUUGUGCAGAUAAGGAUACAAACUAUUUGCUCCUUUAGUUGUUCUUUGUUUUGUUUUGUUUUUCACAUGUUUUCCUUUAGCUUUUGCUGUAUAGUUAAUAUAAUCUGCCAGAAAAAAAAGAUGUAUUGACUAUGCAACACAUUUUAGUGAGAACUUACCUUUUUUAUUUAACAACAAAAAUUUGACUAAAAACAAUGAUUUUUUUUUUUUUCAUAUAUGUGUGCAUUUACUGGUAUAUUUUUCAGUACGCUCUGCUGUGAUGUAGUUUCCCAAGCUAAGUGAUUUAAAUGUUGUUUAUUUCUUGUUUUUGCUUUUUUGUGCUUUUAAAGAAAGUCCUUCCAAAUUAUAGACACUCGUUUAAAAAAUCCUAACAAAUUAAAAUUCAUUUAUUUUUCAAAUUAGAUAUUUUUAAAUUAGAGAAGACGUACAUGUGUAUUUUUCAUUGAAAUUAAAUUAAGGUAAUAUAUUUAUUACAUCACAAAAUUAUCUACCCAAAAUAUUUGAGUGACUUGUGUUAGAAAAAUCUGUAGGUUAAUUGUACACUUUAUCCUAGCUUUACAUAUAUAUAAUAUUUGAGUGUCAACUUGAGUGUCAAAAUGCUGUAAAUCGCACCAAUCAUGUCAAUGUUUUUUUUUAUAUAUAUAUCAUUUUAUUCUUAAAUGGGUGACAAAUGUUUGAAGAUUUUUUUUUAAAUAUCCUGGUCAGUGAUGUAGUUCUUCCCCCAACAUCAUGUAGUCUACUACUAGGCGGUUUAUGUGUGUUCUGCUUUCACAUUUUAGUGAAGAAUGUAGCUUCUUCUGUGAAGAGCCAACUGCAAUCUGAGCCUUUUUUAUGUGGCUAAACAACAAA
This is a messenger RNA of Pundamilia nyererei, 2802 nucleotides long. It is a transcript of the gene efna4, whose product is annotated as ephrin A4. The transcript is spliced from 5 exons. Gene Ontology annotation, molecular function: ephrin receptor binding. Lineage: Eukaryota; Metazoa; Chordata; Actinopteri; Cichliformes; Cichlidae. Gene Ontology annotation, biological process: ephrin receptor signaling pathway; axon guidance. Gene Ontology annotation, cellular component: plasma membrane. The coding region runs from base 417 to 1019 and encodes 200 amino acids. The record is from RefSeq and is a predicted model, not a curated record.